Messenger RNA from Hyalella azteca, 1080 nucleotides. RefSeq names its product glutathione S-transferase 1. The record is from RefSeq and is a predicted model, not a curated record. Gene Ontology annotation, biological process: glutathione metabolic process. Bases 12 to 662 code for a protein of 216 amino acids. Gene Ontology annotation, molecular function: glutathione transferase activity. Lineage: Eukaryota; Metazoa; Arthropoda; Malacostraca; Amphipoda; Hyalellidae. The transcript is spliced from 3 exons.
AAAAGUACAAGAUGGCGCCUGUGUUGUACUACGCCCCAGCUUCACCACCAUGUCGCAGCGUAAUGCUGGUCGCCAAGGAGGUCGGGUUGGAACUUCAACUCAAACCCGUGGAUGUGAUGAAGGGAGAACAUAUGAGACCUGAAUUUCUCGCGAUCAACCCUCAGCACACCAUACCCACCUUGGUGGAUGACGACCUCACCCUCUGGGAGAGCCGAGCGAUCGUGCAGUACAUUGCCAACACGUACGACAAGAAGGGCCUCAUCUACCCGAAGGAGGCCAAACUUCGGUCCAAGAUAGACCGCCUUCUCUACUUUGACUUCGGUAGCCUCUACAAAGCCUUCGCUGACUUCGCGUUUCCAGUUCUGAGGGAGGGUGAAAAACCAGAUUCCGGAAAACUUGCCAAGAUUUACGACGCUCUUGCAUUGCUGGAAACUUUCCUGGAAGGCCACUUGUUCGCAGUAGGCAACCGCAUCACCAUUGCGGACCAUGUUCUGGUGGCCACGGUAUCUACCUUGGAUGCUGCUGGUAUCGAUAUUACCAAGUACCGCAAUGUGCAGAACUGGUACCAGCGAUGCUCAGGACAGAUGCGUGGUUAUGAAGAGGUCAAUGGAAAGUACCUACCAGAUAUCGGUAAAAUGAUGAAGCCAAAAUUGAGGGUUUAGAGACAACCGUAACCUGCAGGUUGUGACAUAAAUAGAUUCUUAAAUUAUCCGUAAUAUGCCAGUGAAAUGCCAGUGAAUUCACCAUAUCUUAUUGCUGAGACGUUUUCAAUGAAGGCAUUCACCAUAUCAACAUUGAAUUGUCUUUAAAUGAAGAUAUAAUGAAUUUAAUAUGCAUUUCCCUUGCUAUCUUAUUUUUGGUCAAUUUGCGAAAAGGAAACAAAUUAUAUUGAUACCAAAAUCCAAUAAAUGGAAAUUUAUAGAAUGAUGAAAUCCCAAUUAGGAUGUAAAGCGGCUAUUGACAUUCUUGAAGAGUGCUUUGAAAUGAACCGAGUUUUGUUAAUUGCAGUGGAAUAACAAGUUUAAUAAAUAAUACACCUGUUAAAUAAAUAAAUAACAAUCAAGUCAUUUUUUUGAAAGG